UCAAGGCCAAAAACAACACCGGUAAAACAAGAACAGUCAAUUAUGGCCGAUAUCAACCAGAUCGCAUCGCCAGUGCCGGCAGAGAAGGGAGGGAAUGAGAAACUUACCAUUGAGGAUCUAUCACUACCAAGAAGUGUGGUUACAAGAUUAGCAAAAGGUGUCAUGUCCGAAGGCACAAACGUCCAGAAAGACUCCGUACUUGCCAUGACCAAAGCCGCUACCGCGUUCGUCAACUAUCUCGCUGCAACAGCAAACGACUUGACAAGAAACGCCGGAAAAAAAGUUAUCAGCCCCCAAGACGUCCUCAAAGCCCUUGAAAUCAUGGAACUCCCCGAGUUCAGCACAGAGCUAGAAAAGCACCUUGACGAGUACCAACAAGCGACACGCGAUAAGCGGACGGCGAACUCACGAAAAUCAAUCGUCGAGGCGGGGUUGAUGGUACCGCCGGAACAACAGAGUGGUGACGCGCCGGCGAUGAAAAAGGUCAGAGGUGUGGAUGGACAGGUGGUGCCUGCGGAGGAUGAAAUGGAGGUUGAUGAUGAUAUGGGAGCGGAGGAGGCAGGCGAGAAGGGUGACGAGACGGAUGUUGAUGAUGAGGAUGUUGUGGAAGCGGAGGAGGAUACUACGGAGCCACCAGAGCGCGAAGACGAGAUGGAGCCAAAAAGCGAUCGAGAACAGGACGACGAGGAGUCAGGAGAUGAGAGCGAUUGAGCAGAUAUCGCUAAGAUUGCGUGC
Saitoella complicata NRRL Y-17804 is the source of this 735-nucleotide messenger RNA. Its product is annotated as histone-fold-containing protein. NCBI's taxonomy places the organism in Eukaryota, Fungi, Ascomycota, Saitoellomycetes, Saitoellales, Saitoellaceae. Bases 43 to 711 code for a protein of 222 amino acids. Gene Ontology annotation, molecular function: protein heterodimerization activity; chromatin DNA binding. Gene Ontology annotation, biological process: DNA damage response; leading strand elongation; heterochromatin formation. The record is from RefSeq and is a predicted model, not a curated record. The transcript has 3 exons. Gene Ontology annotation, cellular component: CHRAC; epsilon DNA polymerase complex.